This is a messenger RNA of [Candida] anglica, 1212 nucleotides long. The record is from the annotation of a GenBank genome assembly. Lineage: Eukaryota; Fungi; Ascomycota; Pichiomycetes; Serinales; Debaryomycetaceae.
AUGGACACAUUCCUCGCUCUUCCUGAUGAGUUGAUGGUGAAAGUCUUCACGUUCUUGCAACCUUCAGAACUCGAUGACAUUUUCAAGCUCCCGGAAUUGUGGCUCACACCUCCAACUCAUGGCAACCGUCAUUACCAACAUCUUGCUAUCUACGGGAAGUACCAUGGAUCGAAAGUCAUGGUUGGAUCUGGCCACCAAUCGGGGAACUUGGGCCUUAUUCUCGACCGUUUGCAACUUGAUUACUUGAUCGGGAACGACAUCUUCAUCACCCCAAGUGAGAUCAACGUGGUGAUCCAGCACGACAACUGGACUUGUCAGACUCCACUAGUGGAGUAUUCACAUUACUUCCUGGCCCUCACCACUGAUUACAACCUUUUCUUCAGACUCAACCCUGACCAAAUGGUUGACUUAUUCUCGUGCCAAUCAUUUAACAACUUGACCAUCGCUCUUGAUUCCAUCAAGCAAUUGACCAUAGAACAUCGGAGAUUGUUAAAUAAAGAUAUAUACGAUAGAGGAGGUGUAUAUGAGACAUCAAAUGUGCUGCCUGGGGCUUCUCUUGAACCCUCAGGAGGUUCUAGAGGGACCAUCUCUAAACUCCCCGUCCAAUCUUUAAAGCUCUCCCUCUACAACCCACAAACGUUGAUCUCCCACAUCUCCAACAUGUCCACCUCCUCCUCGUGUUUGAUCUGUAGCAACCUCAACCAUUUGGACCUCUCCUACAACAACAUCGACAACUCCAUUCUCCGAGUCAUCGGGUCGUUCCCACCUCUGUUGGAGCACCUCAACCUCUCAAAUAACGAGAUCACCUCUGUAUCGUUCCCCAUUCCACCGCAGCUCAAGUCACUCAACUUGGCAAACAACCACGUCGUUGACAUCUCCCCGGUCGUGAGCGGUUCAGGCUCGUUGUACUCGUUGAAUCUUGCGUGUAAUGGUCUCACCUCCACCAUGGGGGUGUCGCAGUUCUCAGCUCUUCGCCAUCUUAACCUCUCACGAAACAGAAUCAACUCCUUGUUCAGUAUGGACGGUGCGGGUUUGGCCGACCUCCACCAGUUGCGGUACCUUAACCUCACGGGGAACUACAUGCCAGAAUUCUAUCUUGAAGCUGAAGAGGGCGCACUUCCCCCACGGCUCGAAGAGAUUGACAUCUCCUUUUGCAGAGCAGAGGGUGGAUGCCACGCGUUACAUGAGCUGUGUAACGUCAUAGAGAGUUAG